AUGCAGCGCGUCGUUGGCGAGACGUCGCCGUACUGCCAAAUCGAUGGCAACGUGCUCACGGAGCACUUCAAGAAAAUAUAUUCUAAAUCUGACUUUUCUGUUUCAGAUGCACCAGCUGCUGUCCCGGACUUUCCCGCCACCAUGCCCCCUGAUGUCAACGAGGAGGUCCUGCCGCUGAUCACCGCCACAGAGGUGCAACAGCGGCUCCAGAAGGCGAUCAAUACUGCUCCUGGGGCAGACGGAGUCACCUACUCGGACUUGCGACGUGAGGAUCCUGGCUGCCAUGUGCUAGCUAGGAUCUUCUCGCGCUGCUGGAAUGAGCGGAAGAUUCCAGUGCAGUGGAAAGUAUCCACUACCGUCCUCAUCCACAAGAAAGGGGACGUCUCGGACGCGACGAACCGGAGGCCCUUAGCAUUGAGCUCCACCAUCACUAAGCUCUUUGCUGCAAUCAUGGCGGAUCGUACAAUCCUCUGUGCAGAGCGUUUGAACCUGCUCUCCCAAGAACAGAAGGGUUUCCGCACUUUUGAAGGCUGCUAUGAGCACAACUUCAAUGUGCAGACGGCGAUUGAUGAUGCAAGGCGCAGGGGAGGCCAAGCAUGCUUUGUUUGA
Messenger RNA from Schistocerca piceifrons (Central American locust), 609 nucleotides. RefSeq lists its product as uncharacterized. The record is from RefSeq and is a predicted model, not a curated record. NCBI's taxonomy places the organism in Eukaryota, Metazoa, Arthropoda, Insecta, Orthoptera, Acrididae. Bases 1 to 609 code for a protein of 202 amino acids. The transcript has a single exon.